AUGACCGAGUUACUGGCAUCAGUAAGGCUUCUGGAUUUGUUCCUGCGUCGGAACAUAUUAAUGCAACUGGUGGAUCAGUUAAUGUGUAAAGAGUUUCAAUUUCGUCUGAAGCCUCAACAAGCUAUUUUAGAGAAAGCAAUUUUGUAUACCAGAAAACUUUUCUGGGUAUUUCUAUCGCUCAGUGCAUUAGAUAUACUUGUUCACGUCGUUGUUGUACCAGGCUUAGGAAAAUUUAGUAAUUUGCCACUAAAAAUGGAUCUGAUAUGGUUUGAUAUAAGUCAAGAAUCAUAUUUUACCUUCGUGUACAUUUACCAGGUGUCAUACAAACCAAUGGUGUUGGGUACUUUCAUGGCACUCCAAACUUUGCCAUGGGCAGCUAUGUGUUGCGCAAUUAGCCAGUUGAACGUCUUAAUUUAUAACUUGGAAAAUAUCAAAUACCUUGUGGAGUUGACCAUGGCUGAAAUGCAGUGCGAUUCAAAUACAGCGUUUAAAGAAGUUUUCAAGGGAUGUAUUCUGCAUCAUUGCAGCAUAGUCAGAUUUGUAAACACGAUUCAGAAUGCAUUUGGAGGACAGUUAACAUCAACGUUAUGGCUCAAUGGCUGCAUAGUUGGUACUACAGCUGUGCAGAUAUUUUCGAUUGAAUCUCCGCUUAAUAAUAUUACUGACGUAGCGUGGAUACUGGCAUAUCUGUUUAUAAUGAUUGGUUAUCUAUUCGUUGAUUGUUAUUUUGGAAAUUCCGUGACUAUCAAAACUAGUAUAAAAAGAUGUCUCAUUACAGAGCUUGCGUGUAUCAAGCGUGGCUUUUUGUUGUCCAUGGAUAGAGCUUUCAACACCUCUGAAGAAAGACUUACUGGUAUUUAUAGCAAAAACACAGCGGCCUAUUGUUAUAACUGCUGCGAAAUUCGUGCCAGUCUCUCUGGAGACUUUUACUAA
Messenger RNA from Arctia plantaginis, 933 nucleotides. NCBI's taxonomy places the organism in Eukaryota, Metazoa, Arthropoda, Insecta, Lepidoptera, Erebidae. The record is from the annotation of a GenBank genome assembly.